AUGCCUCCAAAAUACCUCCACUUUUUGAGAAGCCCUCUCAUUUCCCGUGAUUACCCUCGAGUGAAAGGGAUUCUAAUACGAGUUGCUGAAUUGGUCGAUGCUGUAGUAGGUAAAGGAAUCGUUUUCUUGUAUGUGGAUUUGGCUUUUGCUACAUUGACUGCAGAGUCUACCAAUGGAAUGUGCACUCUAGAAUUACAUCAUGGGGGCUGGUUUGAAAAUGGGGUUUAUAAGAAGGGUAAGGUCUGUUAUUUGGACAAUAUUAUAGAGGAUUUUCUGUCCUUGUUAGAUUUACUGAAAAUUGGGAGAGGUCUUGGUUAUGAUGUUGACAUUUCUCAAGUUGAGCAACGUUUGGAAAUUAGGUGUAAAAAUGCUGAGGGUGGACUAGAGCUUGUUACAUCAGAUGCUACAAUGGUUGAAAUGGUUGGUCACAUACCAUCCAAUAAGGUUAUUGUGUUAUACUAUAGUGAGGUUGAAGACUAUGAGUAUGAUGCAGACGCAGAGAAUUGUGAUGGGGUUUUGACUCAGAAUUACCAAGUGAAAGAGGUGGAUUAUAUUGAAGUUAGAGAUGAUGAGACUUUUGAGAAUGUUGGGACAAAAGUGGCAAAUGAAGAUGCGGUCAAAGAGGUACCAAAUGAAGAUGCAGGGGCAGAAUUACCAAAUGAAGAUACAGGGGCACACGUGACAAUUGAUAAUGAAGGGGCAGAAUUGCCAAAUGAAGAUGAAGAUGCAGAUUCAGAAAUUAAAGACAGUGAUUAUGAGUUCAGUGAAAAUGAGGCAGAGGACAGGCCAAUUGUUGGAGAAAAUGUAGCAGAUGAGGGGACUAGUCAUGGUGCUCCAGGAGAGGUGUCAUCAGAUGGUGCUGACACAUCAUAA
This is a messenger RNA of Prunus armeniaca (apricot), 873 nucleotides long. The record is from the annotation of a GenBank genome assembly. Lineage: Eukaryota; Viridiplantae; Streptophyta; Magnoliopsida; Rosales; Rosaceae.